AGCCAGAGGUUUUGUUUUGUUUGCAGUAAAGAAUCAAGAAUCAAUUUCACUCUGCCGAGAAGAAACACAAAAAUCAGGGAGACAUUUAGAGAGAAAUGCUAAGUCUGAAUGUCUCCGAUUCGCUUCGUCUUCCAUUCCCAAAUCCUAAGCCUCUCAAAUCAGAUUCAUGCUGCUCUUCUUCUUCUUCCUCAUCGUGGAGGAGAUGUGUCUCCGCUUGUCCCCUUCGAUCGAAUCGAAAAGAAUCUCGGCUAGAGUUUCGAUGCUUCCGAAGAAAUGCUGCUUGUUACCUCAAGAAAGCUGAAUCUGAAGAAGAGUUUAGAAAUCUUGAUUUUGUGGUCGAACCAUCGAUAGUCCACUCAAGAAGAGAGACUCAGAGAGCUCUUAAGUUCUUGGCUGUAUCUGGUUCGAUCGCAUUGCUCGGAACUGAUCCAGCUUUUGCUGUUUCUCAAAUUCCCAACGGGAUGCAGUCAUUUGUCACUUCUCUUGGAGACCUCGGAGACAUUAGCUCAGGUUUUGCUUCGGCAUUCUUGCUUAUAUUUUUCUCUGAACUUGGAGACAAGACUUUCUUCAUUGCGGCCCUUUUAGCUGCAAGGAACAACGCUGCUACCGUAUUCGCAGGGACUUUUGGCGCUCUUGGGAUAAUGACGAUAAUAUCUGUAGUGCUUGGACGAACUUUCCACUAUGUCGAUGAAAUUCUUCCAUUCAGGUUUGGAGAAACCGAUUUGCCUAUAGAUGAUAUUGCAGCAGUUUGUCUUCUGGUUUACUUUGGUGUUUCAACGCUAUCAGACGCCAUUUCAGACGAUGGACUUAAAGCCGAAGAAGAACAGAAAGAAGCAGAACUAGCGGUUUCAGAGCUUUCAGGUAACGGAGCCGGAAUAGUAGCAGCCGCUAACACCAUAAUCAGCACUUUUGCAUUGGUUUUUGUUGCGGAAUGGGGUGACAAAUCCUUCUUCUCAACAAUUGCUCUUGCGGCUGCAUCAUCUCCAUUGGGUGUCAUCGCUGGAGCGUUGGCGGGUCAUGGUGCUGCGACUUUGCUUGCGGUUUUGGGAGGUUCUUUGCUGGGAAAUUUCUUGUCAGAGAAGGCAAUAGCUUAUGUCGGAGGAGUUUUGUUUCUCGUGUUUGCUGCUGUGACAGUGGCUGAGAUCAUUACGUAAGUAUAAGUAUUUUCUCUUCCUCUUAUUUAUUUAUAUAAAAAGACCUUUUUAAUUUUAUGUGGAAAUUUAUAUGAAUUGUUUAUCCUCCA
Molecule: messenger RNA, 1243 nt
Organism: Eutrema salsugineum
Lineage: Eukaryota; Viridiplantae; Streptophyta; Magnoliopsida; Brassicales; Brassicaceae
Product: protein PAM71, chloroplastic
Exons: 11
Coding region: 96-1154 (352 amino acids)
Biological process (GO): manganese ion transmembrane transport; Golgi calcium ion transport; calcium ion transmembrane transport
Cellular component (GO): Golgi apparatus; chloroplast thylakoid membrane
Molecular function (GO): calcium ion transmembrane transporter activity; manganese ion transmembrane transporter activity
Source: RefSeq, a predicted model, not a curated record